Messenger RNA from Sclerotinia trifoliorum, 1983 nucleotides. NCBI's taxonomy places the organism in Eukaryota, Fungi, Ascomycota, Leotiomycetes, Helotiales, Sclerotiniaceae. The record is from the annotation of a GenBank genome assembly.
AGCAGCGAAGCCCCGUCGCCCGUCUCUAUCGUUCCUACCAAUUAGACUAGACUACCUAGUAUCCUCACCCUGCGCAUGUCUGAAAUCAAUCACUUGCAGCCAGCAAUAACUCCAGCAACAAACUACAUAAUAAAACGAAUCCCCCGCUCAGAAAUUCAUUCACAACAUCACAUCAGUGAUACCACUUUUUAUACAGCAGCUUACCCACCCUACGACUUCUUCACUCUAUUCUCCAUCCUACUCCAAUCCUCAAUUUACAUGCCAUACCUUCACCGACAUCCCAUCAAAAAGUCAACACAAUAAUUAUGUCUUCAAGCUUUGACGGCAAACGAGCUGCGAGCGAUGAUGUUCAUAAGCCAUUCUCACCCUCGGCCGCGGCCAGUUCAUCAGGUCACCAGAAUGGUCAUAAUACAUCUCGCGGUACACCAGGUCGGACCGGUGAUCGUUUAAUCAAUGUUCAACCACCAAGAAGAGAAGAUCUCCAGCCUUCUUAUGCUCAAAUUUUGCAGGGUGAUGAUGAUACAAGUACUUCGGGGUGGUAUGGGAGUAUGAGUGAGUUUGAUACCUACCUAUGCAGGGUUUCGCGCAAAUUCAUGCUUCGAUCACUAAUUAUUGUUCGCACAUAGUCAACACUCUCGGAGCUUGUAUCGGUACCUGUGGUGCGAUUCCUUGUUGUAUUUUCUGCCCGAAUCCAUAUAAGCCAGUUUCGCAGGGUAAUGUUGGUCUCGUUACCAAAUUUGGUCGCUUUUAUCGUGCAGUUGAUCCUGGUCUUGUCAAGAUCAAUCCGCUCAGUGAACGUCUUAUUCAGGUUGAUGUUAAGAUCCAGAUUGUUGGUAUGUUUCAUCCUAUGAUUGUUUGAAAGUACUACUCUGCAAAGAAUGUGCCAUUAACUUAUAUGUUACAGAGGUUCCCCAACAAGUUUGCAUGACCAAAGAUAACGUUACUUUACAUUUGACCUCUGUCAUCUAUUAUCACAUCACAUCUCCUCAUAAGGCGGCUUUCGGUAUCUCCAAUGUUCGCCAAGCACUUGUCGAACGUACACAAACCACACUUCGACACGUUGUUGGUGCUCGUGUUUUACAGGAUGUCAUCGAACGUCGCGAGGAAGUUGCGCAAUCGAUUGAGGAAAUAAUUGAGGAUGUUGCAUCAGGUUGGGGCGUACAAGUUGAGAGCAUGCUCAUCAAGGAUAUGAUCUUCAGCAAUGAACUUCAGGAAUCUCUCUCCAUGGCUGCACAAUCUAAACGUCUUGGAGAAUCUAAGGUUAUUGCUGCUCGUGCUGAAGUUGAAUCCGCCAAGCUUAUGCGUCAAGCUGCCGAUAUUCUCUCCAGUGCACCAGCCAUGCAAAUUAGAUAUCUCGAGGCAAUGCAAGCUAUGGCUAAAUCCGCCAAUAGCAAGGUUAUUUUCCUACCAGGUGCUUCAACUAUUGGAAAUCAAAUGGCAAAUGCUUUGGGAGAAAGUUCAGGAGGUCAUGUUGGUGCUUCUAGCAGCAGAAAUGAUACUGGUGAUUUCGGAGGUCUGGAUUCCGGUUUCCAAAAGGCUAUCAAUGCCCAUGUUGUUGAGAAUAUUUAAGUGAGGAUUCGACUGACAUACUAAUUGCCGAUGUAGCUUGGUCUACUUGAAUAUCACUUUAAUGAUGUUCAAAUGUCGUCCACGGUUCCCGCUUGUCUAUCGAACACGAGAAUCUCCAGCACUGUACUUUGUGUACUCUCCCUUUUCUAUGCGUCCCAGGUUUCGUGGCUAAAUGGUGGAAAGGUGGAAGAGCUAGUCCUCGAUAAUGGUAGGAAGGAAUAUUCGGAUAGGGGUUUGCUUUGGAUACGGUAUGAUACGAUACGAUACGAUACGAUGGUUCAAAUGGUUUUGAUGGUUUCGUUUGGCAAUACCCCGGUCGUUGAAUUUGAGAAGUUUGUUCCUUUUUUUUAUUUCAUAUAGCUUUAGUGUAUAAUUGAUUUUUAUAUCAAUUUCUCUUAAUGAAUGUAUGAUUGA